Molecule: messenger RNA, 798 nt
Organism: Mesorhabditis spiculigera
Lineage: Eukaryota; Metazoa; Nematoda; Chromadorea; Rhabditida; Rhabditidae
Source: the annotation of a GenBank genome assembly
AUGAGCACGAAGGAAUCAAGAAAGCGAGCAGUUGUUGAUUGCAAGCAGGCUGGGAAGAAAGUGUGGCUUGUCAAGGUCCCUCGCUACCUCUCCGAGAUAUGGGAAGCCAACGCAGGUUCGGAGGUGGGAAAGUUGGUGACAACAGGCAACGGAAACAACGGGGUAAAACUUAUUUCGCGCAAGGAUCUGGUCAUCCCCGAAGGGCUGUCGACGGCCCCGUCGACAAGUAUUGCGUCGAAAAAGAUGGCGCCAGGGCCAUCCAUCCCUGAAGAGCACACGUUCAUCAUCAAAAACGACAAUGAGCAGUCGCUGGCGGUUUUGGCCGAGGACAAGGCCGGAAUGGAGGAGAGGGCGCAAAUUCAGUCGGGCAAACUAUCGAUCGAGGGAGUCGUCGUGCAGAAGGCGGAGUGCCGCCCUCCGAAUAAUCUGUCGUAUUUGAGACUGAAAAUCGGGCAGAUCGAAAAGUCUGGGCAGCCGAAGCGACAUGUUAUCCAAAUUGGAAAGGCUGCGAUGAAAUACAAGCCGAUCAGUGUGCACGCCGAAGAAGCGAACCGCAACAAGCAGAAGAAGGAGGGCAUCAAGGCUGUACGUGCUGAUCGUGAUGUUCUGCGACAGACACUGUUCCACGCUUUCGAGAAGCAUCAAUAUUACAAGCUUAAUGACCUGACGCAGCUUACGAAUCAACCCCACGGAUGGAUCAAGGAGAUUUUGAAUGAAAUUGCUGUCUACAACACGGCACCGCCACACAAGAACAUGUGGGAGCUGAAGCCCGAGUACCGGAAUUAUGAUACCCAGAAA